Molecule: messenger RNA, 381 nt
Organism: Fonsecaea pedrosoi CBS 271.37
Lineage: Eukaryota; Fungi; Ascomycota; Eurotiomycetes; Chaetothyriales; Herpotrichiellaceae
Exons: 1
Coding region: 1-381 (126 amino acids)
Source: RefSeq, a predicted model, not a curated record
AUGGUCGUCUUCAGUCCACAGAAGCCACUGCGAAUCCUCCACAAAGCUCUCUUGAUGCCCAAGAUCAUUUCCGAGGCGAAGAUGAUUGUGCAGCUCUUUGAGCGCUUGGCCGACCAAAGAGCAAGCGAAAGAUUGAGGAAACGCAAGCAGCGGAUUCGAACCUGGAAAUUGAGGAAGCCCAGUCGGGUAUCUCAGCUGAUGAUCGACGACAACAUCGCAAGCAUCAAUUCUCAGGACAAGAAAACAGAAACACACACGCUCAAAAGCAGGCCACCAAAGCCUCAACCCCACAUUCAAGGGCCUGUCGACCAUCCUCCGCAACAAAUACGGCUACGCAUAGCAACUUAUCAAGUGAGCAACCAUCAUGCCGAGAACCUGUGA